AUGUCUGAAAACUCAUAUCGUCGUAAAAAACAAUCACAAAAAGAUGCCGCCGAAGCCAGUAAUAAUAGUAUACUUUCUUACUUGACACCACGAGCUCCAUUAUCAAAUAUAACAUUUCAGAAUAAUAACGACAACUGCAACAAAAAUCUUUCUACCAGGGAAACUGUAACUGACAUUAACGAAUCACCUCCAAGGAAAAGAAUAAGACACGAUAAUUUCUUUACUCCUCAAACUCAAACUUCCCUUCCAAUACUACAACAUGAAAGAAAUUCAAUUAUCAACAAUAGUGGAAAUAUUGAUAAAAUUGAAAAUAAAAUAACUUUUUUUACUAAAAAGACUGUUAAGCCAUAUAUGGGAUUGAAUGCAGUAAUAGCUUUAUAUAAUAGAGAGGUUUACGGAAAUCCAAGAGGUUAUCUUCAAGCAUCAAAAAAAUGGAAUUCAUCAACUCGUCACUUAAUGAAAGAUUUUUUAAACAACCAACAAGACGUAUUCAGGUUCACAGGAGAACAAGGAUUAGUUGCACCAUUUGCUUGUUCAUUUAAUAAUGUUGCUCGUGAAAAAAAGUAUCUAGCAGUAGCUGACGAGGAAGGAACAGUGGGACUAAUUGACGCAAGAUAUGAUAAUACACUUGAAACCGAAUGUGCUAGAGUUGGAUUUCGUGCUCAUGAUAAUGCUAUUUUUGAUAUUAUGUGGAGCCAUGAUGAUAAGUCUUUGGUCACUGCCUCGGGUGAUCAAACAGCGUGUUUAUGGGAUGUAGAGUCACAACAAUCUAAAGCAACGUUUUGUGGUCAUACAUGUAGCAUUAAAUCUAUCAGCUAUAGUGCUUUGGAUCCAUAUUUAUGGUCAACUGCUUCUAGAGAUGGUAAUAUAUUUAUUUGGGACAUAAGAACUGUAGGGCUUCAAAAAUCCGAAACAAUGUUAUAUAAUCCAGCAAUGAGUAUACUAUUUGCACAUUCACCAGAAUCUUUUAGAAAAAAAAGAAAAACCUAUCCAUUUCCUGUAAGAAGUAAGCCAACAAGUAGUGUUACUGGCGCACAAUUUUUAAAACAUGAUGAAAAUCUAUUGGCAUCUUCGGGGGCACUUGACAACAUUAUAAAAUAUUGGGACUUGAGAAAACUUUCUAAUCUAAGACAUGCAAAUCCAGUUCAAGUAUCCAUUAGCGGAGCUACAGCAAGACGCCCUCAUGGCAUAUCAACUUUAUUAAUAAAUAAUGAUGGAUCAAGAUUAUAUGCAAAUAGUACUGAUAAUUAUGUUUAUAUGUAUGACGCACUGAAUUUAGGUGCACCAUUAACUCGAUUCACCGCUCCAGAUUUUCGAUGUUCAUCAUUUUAUGUUAGAAUGGCAAUAUCACCUGAUGAUCAAUAUAUUGCUUGUGGAUCAACUGAUAAGAAUAUUUAUAUAUGGGAGGUUGAUUAUCCUGAUGUAAGUCCAAUUGUAUUAAAGGGUCAUGAAAAUGAAGUUACAAGUUUAAGUUGGUCGAAAAACUUUGAUACGGUAAGACCCAGCAUGUUUGCUGUUUGUUAUGCAAUGUUGAAAAGUCAAUUAUGUGAAUAUGGUUAUACACAAUUAGCUAAAGAUAUUGCAAAAGAAACAGGUAGUCAAACCGAUUUGACACCUAGUUCUAAAUUAUCAGAAUUACUUUACAUUGUAAAAUUACAAGAUGAAGAAAAUAAUGAAGAAGAAAUGAAACCAUGUGAACCACCAAUUGAUGACGAGCCUGAUAGUAGUAGCAUCCCUAAACCUGUUCCAAUUUAUUCAACUUGGUAUAUGACAACUCAUAGAGCUGCUUCUACAUGUGCUAUUUUUAGUGGCGAUGGAAAAUAUGCUGCAACUGGAUCUGUUGAUGCCUCACUUAAAGUUUUAGACACAUCUAAAAUGAAUAGUCGCUCUGACGAAGAUAGGCCAGUCAUAAGAACAUUAUAUGAUCAUCUUGGUCCUGUUAAUGAUUUAUCUUUUCAUCCAAAUGGGUUGGUACUUGCUUCUUGUUCUGACGAUCAAAGCAUUAAACUGUUUGAUUUAUCAAAACCAGGAGUUAAACGCUCAUUCAGAUAUUUACAGGUUAGAUUUUCUUCUAAUGGAUCCCAAUUUGUUACAUCUUCGCUUGAUGGCAGUAUAAAAAUAUGGGAUACAAUAAGUGGAAGGUGUAUAAAAACUAUUGAAAGUGCACAUGAUGAUACACCAGUGUCAAGUGCAAAAUUCUCUAAAACUGGAAAAUUUAUACUUUCUGGUGGAAAAGAUUCAACCGCUAGAUUAUGGGAUGCAAAUACUGGGAAGUUGAUUCUAAAAUAUGAAGGUGCCAACCAAUCAUUACAAACAACCUUUACAUAUAAUGAAGAUUAUAUUCUUGGCAGUGAUGAAGUAAAUUAUAAUAUUAUUUGUUGGGACUCACGUACGAGUCUUAUACUUAAAAAAUUGGGAGGGCACACAAAUAUUGUAAGAUGUAUUGCAGCUUCACCAACUGAACCUGGUUUUAUUAGUUGCGGGUAA
This is a messenger RNA of Entrophospora candida, 2487 nucleotides long. The record is from the annotation of a GenBank genome assembly. NCBI's taxonomy places the organism in Eukaryota, Fungi, Glomeromycota, Glomeromycetes, Entrophosporales, Entrophosporaceae.